Messenger RNA from Talaromyces amestolkiae, 1416 nucleotides. RefSeq lists its product as uncharacterized. Lineage: Eukaryota; Fungi; Ascomycota; Eurotiomycetes; Eurotiales; Trichocomaceae. The coding region runs from base 1 to 1416 and encodes 471 amino acids. The transcript is spliced from 2 exons. The record is from RefSeq and is a predicted model, not a curated record.
AUGUCCAUAUCGGUGUCCAGUCCGCUCCUCUCUGUGCACCGCGACAUUACUCCUCCAGCCAUGCCCGACGCGGGCGUGGCUCACCUCCACGAUCGCCUGAACUAUUUGGAUUCCCGAAUAAGCGAACUACGCUCUGUGAUAUUGACCAAAGACUCGUACGUUGAACGCCGCAACAGAGAAGAUCUAUACAUCCGACGCGAGUUUGAAACGCAAAGAACGAUAUCUGAACGUAUCGAUGUGGGCGUGACCAUACUCAAAACCGAAUUAAACCAGAUCCGUAACAGCGUCUCAUCACUGAACGGCGAUACGGCGUUUUUACGAAACGAUGUCGCCCGUCUCCAGAAGAACGUUCAACAGUUGCAAGUCGAUACCGCUUUUCUACGUAACGACGUCACACGCCUCCAAAAGAACGUCCAGCAGAUCCAGAUCGAAUUGGAAGCUUUGAAAACGGAGGUGGGUGGUUGUCGUACGGAGAUCAAGCAGUUGCACACGACAGUUCAGCAAUUACAUACGGCAGUCAAUCAAUCCGAGCGCGUCCGGUUCAAUUCGUUGGCAACAACAGUCCACGCCCCCAUUAAUGCUGUGCCCAAGAUCGAUCAGGAUGGAACGUUACGAUAUCCUGAUUACUUUCCCAGAACCGUUUGGCGUUUCUGGUGUCUGAAGAAACGAAGUCGUCUCCAUCGCCUGGUUGAGCUUGCCGAAUUCUUCGAAGUCGAAGGAUACGAGUACUGGGGUCGAGACCACCACAAUGAUGUUCCGUGGGAUGACGACGAUGAUUCAAGCGACUAUAGCGAUCGGCCAAACAAUCUUACACGUGCAGAGGCAGCUUAUCAAUAUCCUGAAGCUUGCCAUCAGGCACUGGCGGCCAUCUGGGGAUUGAAUUAUCACAAGAUCCGCAAGGCUGUUGGAGAAAGUCCUAAUUCGCGGAUGGCGAGCACCCCUGCCCCCAAGAGACCGGCCGAGGACAUGGUCUCUAACCCUCAUGUAUCGACCAGACCGAAGCCAGUCAAACUUGCCAGACGUCUCGGCGACGUCUCGCCAACCAUGCUACAGAAGCUCGUUUAUGGCGUUCCAUCUGUAGCAUCCAAAUCAGUCUCAUCGGAACUUGAAGACAAGCUCGUCUGGCGCGAGCAUGGGGGGUCUGAGAUAUCAGACGAAGCACUGUCCAAGUUGAAGGGCCUUUCGAGCGACAUUGGAUCCAUACUGCGCGCCAUUGAACGUGGGAAGCUACACGUCAAAUCAGACCAAAUGCACAUUUCGCCUACGGAGUCUCGCCCACGUGGAGAAGCAGAUAUCAAGGGCGAGAGUCCCGAAGCGAUGGCUGUCGAAGAAGAGGUACGCUCUACACACACCGUCUCGACCGAGAUCAUAUCACCUACCGGAUCGCUCCCGGAUACAGCAAGCAUGCUGUCCUGA